GACACAGAUGCUUUGCCUCUGAGAAUGUUUGGUUGAAACCAGUACAAUUAUACCUUACUUCCUCCAAUGGAAAACCAGAUUCAUCGUCCAUGCGGCCGUUUUAUUGUUACAUAAGACUGGGAUAACUAAUCCUAGCCUUACAUACAAUGAAAUACAAAUGGAGUCGGCACUUCGCCUCCAUUGCUACACCCUCCCCCGCACACCCCUUCCCCUUCGCAUCCCUUCUUCCUUCCAUGCCGCAAAUCUCCAAUUCAGCUUCCGCCGUUCUCCUUUCUCCCCUGGUAAAGGCUUCAGGAGCUACCCGGCUAGGCAAAUCCUUGGUCCAAUAACUUGUGCUGCAGGUGGGUUUCGGACACCAUCAAGACGCAACAAAGCCAAUGACCACAACAUGGCUAAAAGGGUGGGAAGGGCGUCUUUCACUUUGGCUUGCGUUAUUGGAAUCAUCGGUUGCAGCUUUUGGGUGAAACAGGAAGUCAUGGCAGCUCGUCAAGUAGGGAAAGUUUCCUAUCAAAUGAGAUCAGCAGCCCGAGAGGGUGUGUCCAUGAGGCCAGAUUCUGCCACUAAGGCUAACCCUCAGUGCAAAUGCCAUAGAGAUCGACGUAUUGCUAUCCAAACGGGGUCGGAGUCGAAUACGAAUGCAAAUCUUCAGAAGUCCAAUUCCCAAGUUCCUGCAUCAGUCCCUCAAGCUCUUGAUAAGGUGGAGGAUCUGCCCCAAUCAAAAUUAGUGCCUCCGCAGGCCUCAUCUCCGCCCCAAGGUGGGGAAAGUUCUUCCUCAUCAAGUGUUAGUCGAGAAAGCUUACUUUCACAGAAUAAGGCGGAGGAGCAACUCAAACCUGAGUUGCAGGGGAAGACCAGUGAUGUAAAGGUCCCCCAAAUUGAUGGUAUAGUGGAGGAUUUGCUCCUAUCACUAUUAGUGCCUCCGCCCCAAGAUGGGGUACGUGCUUCCUCAUCAAGUGUUAGUCGAGAAAGGUUACUUUCAGAGAAUGAGGCGGAGAGGCACCUCAAACCUGAGUUGCAGGGGAAGACCAGUGAUGUAAAGGUCCCCCAAGUUGUUGCUAGGGUGGAGGAUUUGCCCGAGUCACAAUCAGUGCCUCAGCAGGCCUCAUCUCCGCCCCAAGGUGGGGAAAGGGCUUCCUCAUCAAGUGUUGGUCGAGAAAGCUUACCUUCAGAGAAUAAGGCAGAGAAGCACCUCAAACCUGAGUUGCAGGGGAAGACCAGUGAUGUAAAGGUCCCCCAAGUUGUUGCUAAGGUGGAGGAUUUGCCCCAAUCACAAUUAGUGCCUCAGCAGGCCUCAUCAACUGUUAGUCAAAAAAGCUUACUUUCAGAGGACCGGGCGGAGAAGCACCUCAAGCCUGAGGCUCAGGAAGAGUUGCAGGGCAAAAGCAGUGACGUAAAGGUGAAUUCAAGUAUGAGUGCAACUCAUUUCUCUCCAUCCCAAAGCCCUCAGAUUGACUCAGGCGUGGGUGCAGUCACUGCUUUCAACAAGGGCUCCUUAGCCUCUCCUUUGGUUUCCAUUACGUUCAAGGUAGAUCCUUCUCCCAUGCCAAGUCUGACGUUUGUUUCUCCUUCCACGAUCAUGCCAGUGGAACCAAGGCUUGAAAGGUCAAAGUCUGAUAGAGAUGAUGGGACCAAAGUGCUUGUACGAGGUGUACCAGUGUCUCCCUCCAUUGCACCUAUGGUUGAGGAAAUUUUUGCCGAGCAUGGAGACAUUACUGCAAACUGUCUCUUCAAGGAUCAAGCUUUCCGUGGUUAUCUAGUAGAGGGUUUGGUAACUGUAAUGCAACUAAUGCAAGAGUACCCAGCGCGAAAGCUGACUCAUCAUGAUUUUAGAUUUAUGUACAGAAAGCUAGAUGAUCUGGAGAGGGUGAAGGUGAAUGUGGGGUGGUUAAGGGAGCAAAUUGAGGCCUUAGGACCUUUUUUGAACGUGGUAGAAUAUAGAAGGAAGUGGGAGACGAUGGUAGCAGAGGUGGAGAAAAUGCGGGCCAAAUUCUCUGAACAAGAGGCAAAGUUGGCACAACAUGAAAGGGCACUGGCCCAGAAACAUAUUUUGGCACUACAUGAAGGGGCACUGGCCCAGAAACAUACGGAUAAAGAAGAGGUUGAGACUCAGGGGACCAUUGCCCAGAAACAUACGGAUAAAGAAGAGGUUGAGACUCAGGGAACCAAUGCCCAGAAACAUACGGAUAAAGAAGAGGUUGAGACUCAGGGGACCAAUGCCCAGAAACAUACGGAUCAAGAAGAGGUUGAGACUCAGGGGACCGAAAACUUAAAGAAGGAAGAUGAGCCUGAUGAUGAAGGGCUGUGGCAAAACCUAGGGACCCUUUUGCACGCUUUUGGAUUUGGCUCUUUGUUUUACUUGCUCUUUUUGUCUAAAUAAAAAAAAAAAGAACAAAAAAAAAAAAAAAAAAA
Molecule: messenger RNA, 2409 nt
Organism: Vitis riparia (riverbank grape)
Lineage: Eukaryota; Viridiplantae; Streptophyta; Magnoliopsida; Vitales; Vitaceae
Exons: 2
Coding region: 158-2377 (739 amino acids)
Source: RefSeq, a predicted model, not a curated record